AUAAGACGGGAGGCAGCGAGGGACGGAGAGAGCACCAAAACUUAAACGAUCCUUCUCGUUCCACUCUGAAGUAAACAGGCAGCCGCUGUGGCAAUGGGGAGGAGCUGGAUCGCCGCCGGCAAGUUCCUCUUGCUCGAUUACACCGAGCUCGCGGUGUCGUUCUCCUUCUUUUUCUUCUUUGGCUGGUUCGCCCGCCUCUUCAGGCGGGGGCGGCGCGACCGGAUGCCACUGAACUGGCCUGUCGUCGGCAUGCUCCCCGGUGCGCUCCUCAACCUCCACCGCGUCCACGACUGGGCGGUUAAGCUCCACCGCCGCGUCGGCUACACCUUCUGGUUCCGGGGACCCUGGUUCUUGGGCAUGGACUACCUCUGCACCGCCGACCCCGCCAACGUCCACCACAUCUUCGGCCUCAACUUCUCCAACUACCCCAAGGGCUCGGAGUUUGCGGAGAUCUUCGACAUCCUCGGCGACGGCAUCUUCAACUCCGACGGCGAGGCUUGGAAGGCGCAGCGCAGCCGCGCGCACGCCGUCGUGUCGAGCCGCCCGUUCCGCGCCUUCGUCGCCGACUCGAUCCGGGACAAGGUGGCCGCCGACCUCCUUCCUCUCGCCGCCGGCUUCGCCGAGCGCGGCGCCGUCUUGGACCUGCAGGACUUCUUCCUGCGGCUGACCUUCGACGCGACGUGCACCUUUGUGUUCGGCGUCGACCCGCGCUGCCUCUCCGCCGGGUUCCCGACGGUCCCCUUCGCGCGGGCGAUCGACGACGCCAUGGGCGCCAUCUUCCUCCGCCACGCCGCCCCGCGGGCGUGGUGGAAGCUCAUGAAGCGCCUGAACGUCGGGGAAGAGAAGAAGCUCGCCGCCGCUCGCGAGGAAAUCGAUCGUUUCAUCAAUCAAACUUUAACGGAAAAAAGGAUCGACAAGGGCAGCAUGAAUCUCGCCGAGAAAGCUGAUCUGCUCUCAUCGUACAUCAUCAACAGCAAUAUUAAUGAAGGCGACGGCGGUGACUCCGACGACUGGACGUCGACGAAGUUCCUAAGGGACACGGCGCUCAAUUUCAUGCUCGCCGGAAGGGACACGACGGGCACGGCGAUCACGUGGUUCUUCUGGAUGCUGUCGGAGAACCCCGAGGUGGAAUCCAAGAUUCUCGAGGAACUGAAGGAGUUGCGCCGGAGCUCCGACGACGACGACGACGACGACGACUUGGUCGUGUUCGACGCCGAGGAGGUGGGGAAACUGGUGUACCUGCACGCGGCGCUGUGCGAGACGCUGAGGCUCUAUCCGUCCGUGCCGUUCGAGCACAAGUCGGCGCUGCGCGACGACGUGCUGCCCAGCGGCCACAAGGUGGCUGCCGGGACGAAGGUGCUGCUGUCAGCGUAUACCCUGGGGAGGCUGGAGGGAGUGUGGGGCGAGGACAGCGCGGAGUUCCGGCCGGAGCGGUGGAUCUCGGAGAAGGGGAAGGUGAAGCACGAGCCGACUUACAAGUUCUUAUCGUUCAACUCGGGCGCCAGGACGUGCCUGGGGAAGGAGGUGGCGUUCGUGCAGAUGAAGACGGUGGCGGCGGCCAUGGUGUACAACUUCCAGGUGCAGGUGGUGGAGGGCGCCGCCGCCGGCCAGCCCAAGCUCUCCAUCAUUCUGCAGAUGAAGGGUGGACUGCCGGUGAAGCUCAAGAGGAGGACAAUGAAUUAAUAGAAAUCGUCGAAUAUGGAGGAAGAUAAAUAUAUAUAUAGCUGAAAGUGCAUGAUCGGAACGCUAAUUUAUUGAUCGUAUUUAAGGAUUGGCAAGAUUGUGGAAGUAUAAUUACUACUACGUACAAUCAAAAAAAUGUAAUGUGUGUUAAUUAAUAUUUAAGCUUCAUGUAUGUGUAUGGUAAUAUUGUUUUUAAAAUAAAAUAAUCAAGAUAUAUACAUCGAGGACA
Molecule: messenger RNA, 1912 nt
Organism: Zingiber officinale
Lineage: Eukaryota; Viridiplantae; Streptophyta; Magnoliopsida; Zingiberales; Zingiberaceae
Product: noroxomaritidine synthase-like
Exons: 2
Coding region: 94-1683 (529 amino acids)
Molecular function (GO): monooxygenase activity; iron ion binding; heme binding
Source: RefSeq, a predicted model, not a curated record